Messenger RNA from Papilio polytes (common Mormon), 502 nucleotides. Its product is annotated as serine protease easter-like. The record is from RefSeq and is a predicted model, not a curated record. Gene Ontology annotation, biological process: proteolysis. Gene Ontology annotation, molecular function: serine-type endopeptidase activity. The transcript has 2 exons. NCBI's taxonomy places the organism in Eukaryota, Metazoa, Arthropoda, Insecta, Lepidoptera, Papilionidae. The annotation marks the transcript as partial.
UAUUCGUUUGUUACUAAAGUUUACCAUUUUACUUUAGGAAAUUCAGGCUCAAUAUGUUUACCCGUAACAAAAGAACUGCAAGAUAAAGAUCUAGCAGAUGAGCGAGGUAUCGUAGCUGGCUGGGGUUUGGUCAACAGUACAACUAAAUCUAAUAUUCGUCUUAAAGUUGAAUUGCCUAUAUUCUCAAAAACCACGUGCAACAUUUAUUACAAAAGAUCUUCACGAUCGAAAGGAAUUAAAAGAAUGACAAAUACGUUUUGUGCUGGUGAAGUAGGUCACGAUUCUUGCAAAGGUGACUCUGGGGGACCUAUGAUGAUUGAAUCAUGGUACGAUAAUACGUACAAAUUUGUUCAGUAUGGUAUCAUGUCUUAUGGGCCUCAGCAGUGCAGCUCAGAAAAACCUGGAGUAUACACUGAUGUACGAAAAUUCGUAAAAUGGAUUUUGGAUACAAUUGAACCAUAAAAUUAAUGAAACAAAUAUAUAUUUCAUUUAAAUUACUUUA